AUGUUGCAGCCAGCCAGCCAGCCAGCCAGCCAGCCCAUCGACGUGCAGCGGUCCCCAGGAGCAGCCAGCAGCCCGCCAGCGCCGGUCCCCGCCAGCACCGGUUCCCGCCAGCAGCGGUCUCGCCAGCGGUCCGCCAGCGCCGGUCCCCGCCAGCCCUGGUCGCAGCCAGUGGUGGUCCUAGCUGCCUACAGCAGCAGCAACAGCAGCAGCAUCAGCAGCGGAGGCGUCACCACCGGCCAGCCAACUGGGUCGCCCCCACAGCCAGCGACAGCAGAAGUAGGCAGUGGUAUGCGUUGCUGUAUAGACAGGCGGGAACAGCAGGGGAAGGGUGGUUUUGAGAAACCAGCACGCAUCCCGCAGCGUCCCUCGCAGGCAAAACCGAAUUGA
Molecule: messenger RNA, 387 nt
Organism: Schistocerca gregaria
Lineage: Eukaryota; Metazoa; Arthropoda; Insecta; Orthoptera; Acrididae
Product: immediate early response gene 5 protein-like
Exons: 2
Coding region: 1-387 (128 amino acids)
Source: RefSeq, a predicted model, not a curated record